ACAAGUUCCAUGCACUUCGAAAGCUUCUGGCAGCAUAAUUUUGAGGUGUAGCCGCCGUCGGCCCUCAGGACAUUCAAAACCGAGCUUCAAAAUUAACAGUCGAAGAUGUCUGACAAAGAGCUUAGCCCCGCUGAAGAGGCUGCGGCCCGCGCCAAAGAGAAAGCCGAGCAGGAUGCGCUCCCGUACAAGUGGACCCAGACGAUCGGGGACCUUGAUAUCACCAUCUCAGUGCCGGGCAACAUCAAGGGGCGCGACGUAGUAGUCGAUAUCAAAAAGGACUCUAUCUCAGCAGGCAUCAAGGGGCAGGAUCCCGUCCUCAAAGGCACACUCCCCCACGCGGUCCGGGUCGACGACAGCACAUGGACAUUAUCAGCCGCGCCGGACGGGAACAAGGUGAUCGAGAUCCACCUGGACAAGGUGAACAAGAUGGAGUGGUGGGCGCACGUGGUGACAGACGCGCCCAAGAUCGACGUGACCAAGAUUGUGCCCGAGAAUAGCAAGCUGUCAGACCUCGACGGGGAGACGCGCAGCAUGGUGGAGAAGAUGAUGUAUGACCAGCGGCAGAAAGAGAUGGGCCUGCCGACGAGCGACGAGCAGAAGAAGAUGGACAUUCUCAAGAAGUUCCAGGAGCAGCAUCCCGAGAUGGACUUUAGCAAGGCCAAGAUUAAUUGAUCAAGCAACUGAGCGGGAUCCCAAAACGCUGUGGCUGUCCGAGUUGGUGUGAGAAGAGUUACAUGGCUGGUGCUGGGAUUGAGGCGUUUGGUUCUGGGGCUGGCACUCGGAUGUAAGACGCAGGGUACGGAAUCUGAAUGGCACAAUG
Messenger RNA from Chaetomium strumarium, 820 nucleotides. RefSeq names its product HSP20-like chaperone. NCBI's taxonomy places the organism in Eukaryota, Fungi, Ascomycota, Sordariomycetes, Sordariales, Chaetomiaceae. Gene Ontology annotation, cellular component: cytoplasm. The record is from RefSeq and is a predicted model, not a curated record. Gene Ontology annotation, biological process: protein folding. The transcript has 3 exons. Bases 106 to 672 code for a protein of 188 amino acids.